Messenger RNA from Hymenoscyphus albidus, 1905 nucleotides. Lineage: Eukaryota; Fungi; Ascomycota; Leotiomycetes; Helotiales; Helotiaceae. The record is from the annotation of a GenBank genome assembly.
UGCCAUUCUAUCGCACUAAAAUACUUUGGGAGACCUCAACACCGCCAUAGCUCCACGUCUCACAGUAUUUUGCUCCGGCUCUUUCUCAAUCCAGUCUUGUGUUUUUGCUUGCUUUUGUUUUGCUUUCAUUACGAAACAAUAAUCCUUGCAUUCAUCUCAAAAUGCCCGACAAAGACAUACAUACAAACAUCAUGCUUGACCUCGAGUGUACCGACGCGACAGUUCCAAACCCCGUGAUCAUUGAGAUUGCGGCGGUUCAUUUUGACAUACAAACUGGAAUUGAGUUGGCUCAUUUCCAUUCUCCUGUCAACUUCCAGUCUUCGCUGGACCACAAACAUCUGACAAGCAAAAAAGGACUUGAGUGGCUCAAGGACAAUAUACCCGAGACCCUCAAAACAAGCAUGUCAACAAGUGUCUCUCUUGAGCAGGCAUUAUUCCGCUUCUCAAAUUUUGUCCGCGGAUGCUGUAAAACGACCAAGGAUAGACUGAGAGACGAAGGAUUUGAAUCGAAAAUCGAACACUCCCAACCCAUGAUAUGGGGAAAUGGUGCAGUAGCUGAUAAUGUUUGGAUUGCAAGUGCAUAUAGGUGAAUAAGUCUUUUAGAUUUGAACGGCAUUGAUACUGAGUCCCGAGUUAUCAUAGGUCUUGUAAUAUGGUAAAGCCAUGGGAAUUUUGGAACGACAUGUGUGUUCGAACCUUUGUCAGGCAGUGUAGCCUUAUGACUGGAAGAGAAUUCACAAAGGAACACGUCUUUGAAGGGACGAUGCAUAUUGCUCUUGACGAUUGCAGGAACCAGAUUGUCUAUCUAGUAAAUGCCCGUAACUCGUUGGUUCCUGCGAGGCCAAAGCGAACUGUAUCCUGUACAACUACAAGAUCGAGGCUACUCAAUAAAAAGGCAUCUGCUUCAAUUCUAAAAGCCUUGGAGUGCCUUGAAUCCACCGAUUCCCUGCAAAAACAGCCUGAGAGUAAUCGCAAGACAAAAGCUGCAUCAUCGCCACCCACAUCCCCGGAGCCUUUGAGUAAGAAGGCUGAAGAGUCGUUUAAGCCAGUUGAGACACCUCCCACCAGGUUGCCGAGAAAGAAUGGAUUGAAAACGCCAUCUACUUCAUUCUCUCAUCCAGGAAACGAAGAAGAACAUGAUCAGUCGAAACAUUUCAAUGCUGCGGCCUUCCUAUACAACUCGAAACACUCUCCAAAACCCAAUAAGAUUGGCUUAUUAUCACCGGAAACUUCCUUUUCUGAAAAGGAUGGCGAAGGCGUCACACACGAAGCUCAAGCAACCACUACCAAACACUUCCAAUUUGGUAGAAAUAUUUUGCCUGCUGACUCUCCAAUUCCUGUCAGUUCUGAAAGCCCAGGUAAAAGACCAUGUUCGCCUGAGAAGAACAAAUCACAAACUAUGGCACAGGAUUCGAGUGAUCGACCGCUCUCGCCUCCUACACCAAGACCGAGAAGGUGGUUCAGCUGAUACCUCACAUCUUGAACGAUUCCUAGCGCCAUUUGCUGUUGAGCUUUCUAUUGAUGAAAUAUAACUGUGGAGAUGGUGCGGUAAGUGAUGGCGGUCAGUCAACUGGUCUUUUAAGGCUUCAGGACUUUCUGUCGUACGGUUUUGAGCAAAUGGUAGUAUCCAAUGGUCAAGGCAGCAGAGCAGGGUGUGGGAAAUCAUUCGCUUCAACGAUUGCACGGUCAUCAGAAAACCAAUGGGAUAUUCCGUGACAUCCUCUGGGUUGGCCCGUGUUUAGGUACAGUACCGUAUUCCAAACGUACUGUGGGGAUGCUGGCUUUUCAUUGCAAUAAUGUAGAUAGAUCAUGUGGGCAUCACUUUAGAGUCCAACUUCGAGAUUCAGGAAUUUAUUGUACGAGAAGUCCUAGUUGACUCAUUGACUCAGAUUAUCAGAGGUAAUG